CCCGGCCAACAUGGCCCUGACGGCCGAGACCGAGUCCCGCCUGUACCGCUCGCUCCGCGUCGCCUCUGGCGCCGCCGCGCACCUCGUGGCGCUGAGCUUCCCCAUCGCCGUGGCCGUGCUGGCCCGGCCCGGAUCCAGUCUGUUCUCCUGGCACCCGCUGCUCAUGGCGCUCGCGUUCUCGUUCCUGAUGACGGAGGCGCUGCUGAUCUUCUCCCCGGAGACCUCGCUGCUGCGCUCCUUCUCCCGCAAGGUGCGAGUGCGGGCGCACUGGGCGCUGCAGCUGCUCGCCCUGCUCUGCGCGCUCCUGGGGCUGGGAAUCAUCACCUACAACAAGCACCUGAACGGCAAGGGCCACUUCGUCACCUGGCACGGGCUGACGGGGCUGCUGGCCGUGCUGUACGCGGGCGGGCAGUGCGCCGGGGGCGUGCUCCUGCUCUACCCCAAGCUGAUGAAGAACUGGACGCUGGCCAAGCUCAAGCUGUACCACGCCACCUCCGGGCUGGUGGGCUACCUGCUGGGCUGUGCCAGCCUCAUGCUGGGCAUGUGCUCGCUGUGGUUCACCACGGUGGUGACUGGUGUCUCCUGGUAUCUGGCUAUGCUGUGCCCCCUCCUCACCAGCCUGGUGAUCAUGAACCAGGUGAGCAACGCGUACCUGUACCGCAAGCGGAGCCAGCACUGAGGGCCUGGCGCACAACCAAACCCCCUGAGUGAGCUGGCGAGGCCCCCCCUCCUCGCACGGGGUCUUCUUGGAACUUUGUUUCUACUUUCUUGUCUCUCGUUAGUCCUGGAUUGUCCUUAGUGUCAGCUACAAUGUGUGUGUGUGACACCUCACACCCGCCCCGGUGGGGACGUUUCCCAGCACAGGUGAAGCUGCUGUCCCUGCAGCAGUUGGUGCUCAGUGGUGGGAA
Molecule: messenger RNA, 908 nt
Organism: Empidonax traillii (willow flycatcher)
Lineage: Eukaryota; Metazoa; Chordata; Aves; Passeriformes; Tyrannidae
Product: cytochrome b561 domain-containing protein 2
Exons: 3
Coding region: 11-679 (222 amino acids)
Cellular component (GO): endoplasmic reticulum
Molecular function (GO): transmembrane monodehydroascorbate reductase activity
Source: RefSeq, a predicted model, not a curated record